Messenger RNA from Capsicum annuum, 1229 nucleotides. RefSeq names its product syntaxin-51. NCBI's taxonomy places the organism in Eukaryota, Viridiplantae, Streptophyta, Magnoliopsida, Solanales, Solanaceae. Gene Ontology annotation, molecular function: SNARE binding; SNAP receptor activity. Gene Ontology annotation, cellular component: endomembrane system; SNARE complex. Gene Ontology annotation, biological process: intracellular protein transport; vesicle fusion. The coding region runs from base 291 to 1088 and encodes 265 amino acids. The record is from RefSeq and is a predicted model, not a curated record. The transcript has 5 exons.
UGAUAGGAAUUGAACCUGAGAUAGUUCUUAACUCACGUCAUUGACCACUAGACCACACCCUCCUUAGGUGCAGCCGAAUUUUUGUACUUCUGGAAGCAAAAAAUUUGCAAUUAACUUAUCGGGAAGCUAACUGUAUAUUAUCUUCAAUACAGUAGUGAUUGUCAGACAAAAUUCCCUAUCACUUAAUUUCUGCUAUGUUUAGAAUGGCUAAAAUAACUAGUGAGCCUAUAAUUCUUUUGUUUGCCUUUAAGAUGUAAUUGAAAUUAAGUACUAUUAUAAUAGAGGGGUGGAUGCCUCGAGUCAUUAUGAAGCAAGGAAUGGCUUCUUUUGGGGAUUCGUGGAUCCAGGAAUAUAAUGAAGCAGGAAAACUCGCGGAUGACAUCAGUAACAUGAUAUCUGGAAGAAGUUCGUCGCCCUCAACAGGACCAGAAGCACAGCGUUAUUCAUCUUCAAUAAGGAGGAAGAUCACAAUAUUAGGAACUAGACUUGAUAGCUUACAAUCUAUUGACUCUAAGCUUCCUGGAAAGCAACGUUUGACAGAGAAAGAGAUGAAUCGUCGGAAGGAUAUGCUUGCAAAUUUAAAAUCAAAAGCAACUCAAAUGGUUUCCACUUUGAAUAUGUCGAACUUUGACAAUAGGGACAGCUUACUUGGACCAGAAACAAAGGCAGCGGAUGCUAUGAGCAGAACUACAGGCCUUGACAAUUAUGGUGUUGUUGGUCUUCAAAGGCAAAUUAUGAAAGGCAAGUUGUUGUGCUAUUGGUUUUUCUGUUUCUUUUGUAUGUUAUCUAUUGGCUUUUCUAUUUGUGUAGAACAAGAUGAGGGGUUUGCAAAAUUAGAGAAGACUGUGAUGAACACCAAACAUAUAGCCUUGACAGUUAAUGAGGAGCUCGACUUGCAUACAAGACUCAUUGAUACCCUGGACGAACAUGUUGAUGUCACUGACUCAAGACUUCAGCGAGUUGGGAGGAAGCUUGCAAUUUUGAACAAACGCACAAAGGGUGGUUGCUCUUGCAUGUGCAUGCUUUUAUCAGUGACUGGGAUUGUUCUGCUUGUUGCAGCUAUAUAUGUGUUGAUCAAGUACCUGUAAAUGAGAGGAAAAAAGGUAUACUGUAAAUGCAAAAAGAACAAAUACAUUUGAUUGUGCGUCCGGUAGAAUUCGAACUUGAAUCUUCCCUCUGCUUCUCUUUUCUUGCAUUGCUUGGUGUGAUUUGAUAAUUGAUAUGUUCCG